Salmo salar (Atlantic salmon) is the source of this 5519-nucleotide messenger RNA. Its product is annotated as glycerophosphodiester phosphodiesterase domain-containing protein 5. Gene Ontology annotation, cellular component: membrane. Gene Ontology annotation, molecular function: glycerophosphodiester phosphodiesterase activity. The record is from RefSeq and is a predicted model, not a curated record. Lineage: Eukaryota; Metazoa; Chordata; Actinopteri; Salmoniformes; Salmonidae. Gene Ontology annotation, biological process: lipid metabolic process.
AUUUCCAACCCUUUUUUUCUCUCACUGCCUCCAUUUAUCUGUCUCUGUCUAUCUCUCCUUCUGUCUCUCUCCAUCUCUGGGAGAAUCUCAAUUGAAUACUCCUUGCAUCCUCUCUCCUUUCCUCCUACUCAAAACCCAUUGGAUGAGAAAGCCAGUGGUCCCGCCCCUCUGGCCUCCUCCUCCAAUGGGUUUUGAGAAGGAGGCAAGGAGAGAGGACAUCAGGAGUAUGCAUUUGAGUUUUUCCCUCUGUCUAUUCUCUCCCCCUCUCUCCCUUGUACGUUCUUCCCCAUCCUGGGCUGGUAGUCUUGCUGAAUCGGCACGAGAGAGAAGAGAUGUGGAGGAAUGCCAGAGUGUGACAUCAUCAGUGACAUGGGCAAACAACCACAGGAGCAGAGGAGAGAAAACAAAGGAGAAAAACUGGGAGACUGGAGGAGGGAGUGAUCAAGACACAGGCUCAGAGUUUGGCUCUGCUCAAGGGGAUGGUGUGUCUGCUCUCCUUCAUGUAAUAAUGUAUAGGGGUGUGUCUGCUCUCCUUCAUGUAAUAAUGUGUGUGGGUGUGUCUGCUCUCCUUCAUGUAAUAAUGUAUGUGGGUGUGUCUGCUCUCCUUCAUGUAAUAAUGUAUAGGGGUGUGUCUGCUCUCCUUCAUGUAAUAAUGUAUAGGGGUGUGUCUGCUCUCCUUCAUGUAAUAAUGUAUGUGGGUGUGUCUGCUCUCCUUCAUGUAAUAAUGUAUAGGGGUGUGUCUGCUCUCCUUCAUGUAAUAAUGUAUGUGGGUGUGUCUGCUCUCCUUCAUGUAAUAAUGCUCUUUGGCCAUCUAGAGGUUUCAGUAAGAGCUUUUACUAGCUGAGGGUUGUCAAAGUCCAUUCUGUCUUCUUGGUAAUGUACUAUUGUCAUUACAUACAUGUGUUACAGAUUACAAAGAGCUUCACUGCCAAAGAUUAGGCCUAGGCUACUAAAUAGUGAUCAAUUCGACUAUAACAAUUUAAAAUCUCAGUCGGUGUGGUUAAAUCGGUUAUGUAGCAGCACUCUAGUCUGAGCUUCAAACAACAACCUUUUCAUUUCCUGCCAAAGAACGAGCGUAAUAGUUUCAGCUUAUUUGUAUCAUAAUUCCUUACUGUAAUUAUAGAUGCAUGUACUGUUAGCAACAGGUGGGAGUGGCCGUCUCUCUCUACGGCGUGUGCUGCCGUACUUUCUCUGGCUCGAGACAAACGCGGCUCUAAUUAUACCACCACCAGACUGCAGGAGGCUGCGGCAACACAGAUAGCCUGCUUUUUUUCAACGGAUAAACACAGAGAGACUAAUAACGGCGGACUAGCUUUUAUAAUCACCGUCCGCUCUCCUUCAAUAUCGAAAAACUACUGGGACCAAAGACAGUCUCCAUUCAGUCUUUUCUGUCCCCUGUCUGUCUCUCCCUCCUUCCCUUCCUCUCUGUCUCUCAUCCUCUCUUUCCCCUUUCUCUCUGUGAUGCGGGGCUGUAGGUGAGGCUGCGGGUGAGGGUCCGUGUCCAGUCCGAAGCUGGGGAAGCUAAAGGUGGUGCGGCGGCAGCUGCUGCAGAGGUAUGAGCACCAGCCGUUUGUGUCGUGUCUGGCUGGUCUGUACGGCUGUCAAUGGAGACGCUACCAGAGGGCCAAGUCUCAGCCUGGGGAGUGCUGCUGCAGCAAGGUGGAGUGUGGGAGCGUGGUCCUUCUGGUCCUGACCUUCCUCCUCUCCUCUCUGUUCCUCUACUUCUGGAGCCAGGCUCACAACGAUUACAAUGAUUUUGAUUGGUUUAACUUUGAGACUCUGGGAUUCUGGUUCCCCUGGUCUCUGGUGCUGCUGGUUGUUGCUGCUGCUCUGUUCACCUACAUCUCCCUGCUGCUGGUACUGGCAGUGUGUUUACUGUCUGAGGGACAGAGGCUGUACCUUCACUGGAGUCACAAGAUGGGGAUUGUGGUGACCCUGGCAUUCGCUGUCAGUGCCACGGCUGUUCUUUCUGAGGUGUGGAGUAAAGAGUGGAAGACCCUCCUCCUCUCCCUGCAGGUCACAGCCCCCUUUCUUCAUGUAGGCGGGGUUUUAUUUAUGACUCUCCUGUCCUGGCCAAUAGCGCUGCACUUUUUUCGCAUGAACAAGAGAGUGCAUCAGGUGUGUCUGUUGGGUGUGUACCUGAGUGUAUUGUUCAGUCUGUACCUGGUUCCUCUGGCCAUGUAUUCUCCCUGCAUCAGAGAAGCUGGAACCCUGGGACCCAAACCAACACUCCUCGGACACAGAGGAGCUCCCAUGCUUGCUCCAGAGAACACUCUAAUGUCUUUUGAGAGUGCAGUGGAGGCUGGAGUGGACGGGCUGGAGACUGACAUCACUAUAAGUGCUGAUGGCGUUCCGUUUGUGAUGCAUGACCUCACCCUGCAGAGGACCACUAACGUAGAGGAGGUGUUUCCUAACAGAACACACACACCUGCUGCCCUGUUCACCUGGUCUGAUGUACAGCUGCUCAACGCUGGGGCCUGGUUCCUCUCUUGGGAUCCUUUUGGCACGGUGUCCUCUCUGUCUCCAGAGCAGCGAGCGCUAGCUGCCAAUCAGACUGUUCCCUCCCUGGCUGAAGUUCUGGACGUAGCGAAUCGGACGGGCAGGACAGUGUUGUUUGACCUGAGACAGCCUCCUCCUGGACACCCUUAUAGAGACAACUACCUCAACAUCACCCUGGACCUCAUACACACACACAUCAACUCCAGCCAGGUGCUGUGGCUGCCAUCAGAUCAGAGAGAGGAGAUACAGCAGGUGGAUCCAGAGCUGCAACAGACAGCAGGACAGACUGCCUCUAUUCAGGAACUACAGGACAACCACAUCACUUCCCUCAACCUGCACUACAGCACCAUGUCUCUACAACACAUAAGUAAGUACAGGUCGGUGAACAUCAGUGUGAACCUGUAUGUAGUGAAUCAGCCGUGGCUCUACUCUCUGGCCUGGUGCAGUGGAGCAUCCUCUGUUACCACCAACAACAUGCUGCUGAGAGAUAUACACACACCGCUGCUCCUUGUGACUCCAGAGCAGUACAGUGUGAUGUGGGUUUUGACUGACCUGGUCUCUGCUGCUCUUAUCGUCUGCAUCUUCAUAUUCCACUGGUGGCGUGAGCGAGGCUUACACUUCUGGUCAGGCAGUCGGCAGACACACAAGACCGGGCCUUAUAGCAAGUUCCGGACCGAUCCAGUGGAGUCAGGGAGGGGUCGAUGGAAUCCCUUCCACUCAGAGUCUCCCACUAGAACCCUCAUCUCCCUCCCUCUGGACCUUAACCCAUGAACCACUCAACUCGUGAACCCUGCAUGAACCAAUGAACCUCCCAUGAACCAUCUGGUUCUCAACCCUUGAAACCUGCAUGAACCACUGAUCCUCCCAUGAACCAUUCCCAAACCCCAAACCAUUGGACCUCAACCCACACAUGAAACCUGCACCAACCGCUGACCUGAACUCCAACUACCACACCCCUGACCUCUAACCCCUAUCCUUUGCCCGGCAGAGCUCAGCGACGUCUGGUCCAUCUCCAGUGGGAAUGUCCGAACGGAACUACGGACCCCCAGUACCCUCCACACCAUCACAGAGGAGUAACACACAGACACUCACACAGAGGCACAUAAGUACACACACACACAGGCACACAGGCACACACACAGACACUCACCCAGUCACACACACACAAAGUGUGAACGCACAAGAAUAAGCAAAGGAAAACGGGGAGGAAAACAAGAGGAGGAACUGAAUGUGUAAAAAGAGGAAGAGGGUGAUGUAAUGUGAAAGAUGAGUCAGUAUUUUGAUCAUCCUGACUAAGACUGUUGUUCCUGUGUCCUCACCUGACCAGCUCAUUCACACUCAUUCUGGUGACCACUGGAACUACACAACUGAACUGCUCAAGUAUGAAAUAUAUACUGAACAAAAAUAUAAAUGCAACAUGUAAAGUGUUGGUCGCAUGUUUCAUGAGCUGAAGUAAGAAAGACCAGACAUUUUCCAUAUUCACAAAAAGCUUAUUUCUCUCAAAUUUUGGGCACAAAUUUGUUUACAUCUCUGUUAGUGAGCAUUUCUCCUUUGCCAAGAUAAUCCAUCCCCCUGACAGGUGUGACAUGUCAAGAAGCUGAUUAAACAGCAUGAUCAUUACACAGGUGCACCUUGUCCUGGGGACAAUAAAUGUCCACUUUAAAAUGUGCACGUUUGUCACACAACACAAUGCCACAGAUGACUCAAGUUUUGAGGGAGCGUGUAAUUGGCAUGCUGACUGCAGGAAUGUCCACCAGAGAAUUGAAUGUUCAUUUCUCUACCAUAAGCUGCCUCCAACAUUGUUUUAGAGAAUUUGGCAGUACAUCCAACCAGCCUCAGAACCACAGACCACGUGUAACCACUCCAUCCCAGGACCUCUACAUCCUGCUUCUUCACCUGAAGGAUCGUUUGAGGGGGGGGCACGGCUCCCCAGUGGGCGGGCCUAUGCCCUCCAUGGCUGCACCCCUGCCCAGUCAUGUGAAAUACAUAGAUUAGGGCCUAAUGAAUUUAUUUCAAUUGACAAUUCUUUCUAUGAACUGUAACUCAGUAAAAUCUUUGAAAUUGUUGCAUGUUGCGUUUAGAUUUUUGUUCAGUAUAUAUUUUUGGUUCUCAUAACUGUACAGACAUCAUCUGCAUUUGAGGAAUUGAUGAAUAGUGUCUUAUUUUGUGUGUGAGUAAGUGGAUGCAGGUGAACACUGACUGUACUGUGGUUUUAAUGAUCAUGAGUUGCUAUUUAGAUUUGAAUGUAUGACCAAGCAGUAGCCUAGUGUUUUAGCAUGGCAGUGAAUACAGCGUCUGCUUCUGCAAACAUACAUCUAUCUAUCAUGAGAUCUACUCCUAAACAAUUGUUUAUUUUGAGGUUGUAGAAGCUAUGUGAGAAUGUCUUUCAGGUGUUGUGUGGAAGGUUUCUGGUUUCUGGUGUUAGUCUGAGGGUUGGUUGGUUGGUAAUGGCUCUGCGGACAGUGUUGAGCGGGAGACAGUAGAUCUAAGUGCCAUAGAAGACACACUGUCUACAAGCCACUGGCCAGCCAUAAAGAGGAUAGAAGAGAGGUUUUAGGGGGCUUCUACAGAACUUUUGUAAUUAUCUGACGCCUUCUAGAACUCUCACAAUACAUUCUAGAACACUCCAAGACAAAGAAAUACAUGUUGACAAUCUGUAUGUUCAAAGUAAACCAACUAACAACAGAGCAGUUGAUAUUCUGAUGACCAGAGGGCAAAAUAAUGAUCUUCUGCCAUUGGUGGAAUUGCACUCCACCUUGCUUGCAUUAGAGACCGCUAGGCUAUACAAAUACUAUGCUAUCAUGAAUCAAAACCUAUAUUUGGUCCCAACAAUGAUUCAAAGGUAUCAAACGCUCUGAAUGUAAUUGUUGUUAAAUAGCAAAAGGCUACAUAGUAUUUCUGGUUGUUUUCUGUUUAACAGGACGACCAUUUUGUUUUAAUGUAUGAGCCUUCUCUAUGUUAUUUUACUGAUUUUCUGACUGUAAAUGGUAUUACCUGAUAUUAAAAAUCUUUAAAGGGUU